Molecule: messenger RNA, 1160 nt
Organism: Salmo salar (Atlantic salmon)
Lineage: Eukaryota; Metazoa; Chordata; Actinopteri; Salmoniformes; Salmonidae
Source: RefSeq, a predicted model, not a curated record
AGGGAAUCACUAGCGGAGUUGCGUUUGGAGAGAGGGAGGCACUAAAGGAAGAGAGAGAGCGAGAGAGAGAGUACGCGGAAAGGGCCAACAAAAAAAAGACGAGAAAGAAGAGAAGAGGAAAUAAAUCAGGACUAUCAUUUGUUUUGUCUACGUAACGUUAAGUUAUCUGUAGAAAACGGACAAGUCGACCGCUUUUCAUACGUUCAUACAACACCACGAGGACAGAAACGGGAGAACCGCAUGGAAUAUAUUCUCUUUGUACUCAACCGGAGAGGAGACUACAGCUGCUCUCUAGGCUUUGCCAUUCAUUUAUUUUUAUACACCGAAUUGUCAUAGUGUAAAUAGCUAAUUUGAUAGGCUAUUUUUGAUGGUGAUUUUGAUUUGGAAACCACGAAGUGAAUCUAAUGCCAUGCUCUUUAACAAGAAGGGAACAAUAGCGUAACAGAGACUUGACCAGGACUUCCAGGAUUUUCUUCAGCGGACCGACCAUGGCUGCGGUUACCAGCCCAGAGACGAGUCCUCAACCCCGGGUGUAUUUCCAGACGGCGGCCGCCGGUUCCACCGAAGAACCGGAGACCCCCGUUCGGAAGCAAGGGCGAGUAACCGUGAAAUAUGACCGGAAAGAACUGAGAAAGAGAUUGAAUCUGGAGGAAUGGAUAAUCGAUCAGCUAACGGAUCUGUACGACUGUGAGGAAGAGGCUAUACCAGAGUUGGAGAUAGAUGUGGAUGAGCUACUGGACAUGCCUAGUGAUGAUGACCGAGGAGCCAGAGUUAAAGAUCUCCUGAUAGACUGUUACAAACCUACUGAGGACUUUGUGUCUGAUCUGCUGGAUAAGAUACGUGGCAUGCAGAAACUCACCACCCCCCAGAAGAAAUAACCUCACCCCUCCCUCAAUUCUAUCCUCACCCUGCCCCCUCACCCCCAACCUCACCCAACUGAAGAAAUAGGAUCUUUGCCUCCUCAGAGAUGGCGGGAGGAGGAGGAGGAGGAGGAGGAGAGAGUGGAGUAGAGGGACGAAGAAAAAGUGAAGAGAGGGUGGAAGAGGAGGAGGAGAGAAGAUUGAAGCAGCCAAUCAGAUCUAAGCAGGGCUCAUGAUGUCCUAUCCUGUGGUUUUAUUUUUAUGUUUUAUUUAGUUGAAUCUUAUUUGUAGUUUUUUAAA